UCCAGAGGCUUCGGGUGUGCGCGUUCUCGAACACUCCUCGUGAACGUAUAUAAAGCACCACCGGCGGCGCACUGUCAGCGAGUGACACCUUACAGGUCUUUAGCGCAUUCACUUUACCAACAACAACACUCAAGAUGCCUGAAGCUCACGACCAGCCGAUGGAGGAGGAAGCCGAGACCUUCGCCUUUCAGGCUGAGAUCGCUCAGCUGAUGUCUCUCAUCAUCAACACCUUCUACUCCAACAAAGAGAUCUUCCUCAGAGAGCUCAUCUCCAACUCCUCAGAUGCUUUGGACAAAAUCCGCUAUGAAAGUCUUACAGACCCAAGCAAGCUUGACUCGGGAAAAGACCUCAAAAUCGAAAUCAUUCCAAACAAAGAGGAUCGCACGCUCACGAUCAUCGACACCGGCAUCGGUAUGACCAAAGCUGACCUCAUCAAUAACCUGGGCACCAUCGCUAAAUCCGGCACGAAGGCUUUCAUGGAGGCCCUGCAGGCUGGAGCUGACAUCUCUAUGAUCGGUCAGUUCGGAGUGGGUUUCUAUUCCGCUUACCUGGUGGCCGAGAAAGUUGUAGUUAUUUCCAAACACAUCGACGAUGAACAGUAUGCUUGGGAGUCAUCCGCAGGCGGUUCCUUCACAGUUAAAGUGGACAACUCUGAGCCAAUUGGCCGUGGCACAAAAGUCAUCCUACAUUUGAAGGAUGACCAGACAGAGUACAUUGAAGAGAGGCGUGUCAAGGAGAUCGUCAAGAAGCACUCACAGUUCAUUGGCUACCCCAUCACGCUCUUUGUGGAGAAGGAGCGUGACAAGGAGGUGAGUGACGAUGAGGCUGAGGAGGAGAAAGAGAAAGAAAAAGAGGAAGAGGAGGGAGAAAAAGACGAGGGCAAACCCGAGAUCGAGGACGUAGGCUCGGACGAUGAGGACCACGAUGACAAGAGCUCUGACAAGAAGAAGAAAAAGAAGAAGAUCAAGGAGAAAUACAUCGACCAGGAGGAGCUCAACAAGACCAAACCUCUGUGGACCCGCAACCCCGAUGACAUCACCAACGAGGAGUACGGCGAGUUCUACAAGAGCCUGACCAAUGACUGGGAAGAUCACCUGGCUAUCAAGCACUUCUCUGUGGAGGGUCAGCUGGAGUUCCGCGCUUUGCUCUUCGUUCCUCGCAGAGCUCCUUUCGAUCUCUUCGAGAACAAGAAAAAGAAGAACAACAUCAAGCUGUACGUGCGCAGGGUCUUUAUCAUGGACAACUGCGACGAGCUCAUCCCCGAGUACCUCAACUUCAUCAAGGGCGUCGUGGACUCGGAAGAUCUUCCUCUGAACAUCUCCAGAGAGAUGCUUCAACAGAGCAAGAUCCUGAAAGUCAUCCGCAAGAACCUGGUCAAGAAGUGCCUCGAGCUCUUCACCGAACUCUCGGAGGACAAAGACAACUACAAGAAAUUCUACGAGCAGUUCUCCAAGAACAUGAAGCUCGGUAUCCACGAGGACUCUCAGAACAGGAAGAAGUUGUCUGAAUUGCUGCGUUAUUACACAUCUGCCUCCGGAGACGAGAUGGUGUCCCUCAAAGAUUACGUAACCCGCAUGAAGGACACCCAGAAGCACAUUUACUACAUCACCGGUGAGACCAAAGAUCAGGUGGCCAACUCCGCGUUCGUGGAGCGUCUGCGCAAAGCCGGUCUGGAGGUGAUCUACAUGAUCGAGCCCAUCGACGAGUACUGCGUGCAGCAGCUGAAGGAGUUUGAGGGCAAGAAUCUGGUGUCCGUGACCAAGGAGGGUCUGGAGCUGCCCGAGGAUGAAGCGGAGAAGAAGCAGCAGGAGGAGAAAAAGGCCGAAUUUGAAAACCUCUGCAAGAUCAUGAAAGACAUCUUGGAGAAGAAGGUUGAGAAGGUCACCGUCUCGAACCGUCUGGUGUCCUCGCCCUGCUGCAUCGUCACGAGCACGUACGGCUGGACGGCCAACAUGGAGAGAAUCAUGAAAGCUCAGGCUCUGAGAGACAACUCCACCAUGGGCUACAUGGCCGCCAAGAAGCACCUUGAGAUUAAUCCAGACCACCCCAUCGUCGAGACCCUCAGACAGAAAGCAGAGGCCGACAAGAACGACAAGUCUGUGAAAGAUCUGGUGAUCCUGCUGUUCGAGACGGCACUGCUGUCGUCCGGCUUCACGCUGGAUGACCCGCAGACGCACUCAAACCGCAUCUACAGGAUGAUCAAACUCGGCUUAGGUAUCGAUGAGGAUGAUCUGCCCACGGAAGAGCCCAGCUCAGCUCCCACUGAAGACAUGCCACCAUUAGAAGGAGACGACGACACAACACGCAUGGAGGAGGUCGACUGAGAACGCAGCAUUAACGCUCGCUUGUUUACGUUUGUAGCUCUGUAAAAAGUACUCAGAUUUAUGUCUAAAUUAAAGUGUUCUGGAAUAUUUAUAAUGUUCUAUAUUUCAAAUGCACUCCUUUUUCUUGGUAUAGCUUUCAGAGUACCACCCCUCAUUCCCUCUGACCCGUUUUUUUGUAUUCCAUUUGAGUUGUGUUUGCACUUUUUUUGUAUUUAUGAACAUUCCAACGUUUAAUUUGAGUGUUAAAGACUCAAACGUAGGAUUCUGAUAUUGUAUGUUGACUUGGUGGGACUCUUAAUAAAGUUCAUCAUAUCAGGUCA
Triplophysa rosa is the source of this 2644-nucleotide messenger RNA. It is a transcript of the gene hsp90aa1.2, whose product is annotated as heat shock protein 90, alpha (cytosolic), class A member 1, tandem duplicate 2. Gene Ontology annotation, molecular function: ATP binding; disordered domain specific binding; ATP hydrolysis activity. Bases 135 to 2324 code for a protein of 729 amino acids. The transcript is spliced from 11 exons. The record is from RefSeq and is a predicted model, not a curated record. Gene Ontology annotation, biological process: cellular response to heat; protein stabilization; protein folding. Gene Ontology annotation, cellular component: perinuclear region of cytoplasm; plasma membrane; nucleus. Lineage: Eukaryota; Metazoa; Chordata; Actinopteri; Cypriniformes; Nemacheilidae.